CCUGUAAACACAUGUGUAUCAGUACUACAGAGAUUUCUCGCCUCACGUUGUCCCCGGAGCCAGAGUGACCGCGUAGUUACGGCCUGCAAUGCGGUACCGACCGGCUCUACAGAGUACCUUCCGUAGAUCACGUCUUAAGGUUGUUUGCGCCAAGUCCCUCUGAAGCUGGACUCUGCUUCUAAGGUUUAAUGUGGCUCUCAAUGAGGUGUGUGGCCCCCAAGAUUUUAAAACUUAUUCCCUGGGGUUCCUGCACGGUAUGUAAUCGUGUACCGGCCAGGGGUUAUAAGGUUACCCCCCACUGUAUGAAAAAAUCUGGUCUCAACUAUGGAAACAUCGACAGUAUCAUUAAAGCCCACAGCAGGAACUUUAAAAAGGACCUUCUGUCCACCUUAGAUACGUCGUUAUGCCCGGUGACCGUGACAGAAAUUCGCCAGUACCUGCGGGCCAAAAACAUCUCGUUUCAUGAUGGUUACAGCUGCCUCCAUGUCCCCAGUCCCUUCACGCCCAACCGCGACAACUGCUUGUUCAUCGACAAGACCACCGGGCGCUUCCUUUGUAAAGACACCUUACUGGAAGGGUCCUGGGAGGAUUAUCAGGAUAGCAUUGAGCUGCUGCAGAAAGAGGACUGCUCCUUUCUCAGCCCCGACUGCAUCGCCGGCUACCUGGCCGACAGCGACAGCGAAUCCGCAGAAGAGCAGUUUAACGACGCCGAGGCGCGCAGGAUAUGGGACAGAGCGGCGUGGUUUUCUGACCUUGAAGAAGGAGACGCGCAGCUCGUCAAAACCAUGUUCAGCAUUUCUAAGAUUCCUAACGGUACGCUAAAGAAGUUUGGAGUGAAGUGUUACUUUCCGACUAAAAGCCUGGUGUUCCCAUGGACCAGUCCCAGGGACUCCACCCUGAAAGGGUUAAAGCUCUUAUCUGCCGAGUACCAGCAACAGACUGUCCGUUACGUCGAAACAACCAUCCCCAGGUCAGCUCGGUACCAUAAUUUGUUUGGGCUUUGUGUAACUGGUAAGAAAGAGGCAGAGGUCGUGAUCACCAGCAGGGAAGUGGACAGCUUAGCCGUGCACCAAGCCACUGGAUUAACUACGGUCUCAUUGCCUCGUGGUAUAAACUGUUUGCCUCCUGUCUUGUUGCCCUAUCUGGAGCAAUUCAAACGAAUCACGUUGUGGCUCGGAGAUGACCUACAGGCGUGGGAAGCCUCCAAACGUUUCGCUCGGAAAUUAAACCUUAAGAGAUGUUCGCUGAUCAGACCCGGAGACAAACAGCCUACUCCCCUAAAGGCACUGAACGAUGGCUUAAACCUAAGUAAAAUACUGAAGGCAUCCCUCCCCGCCAGCCACAAAUCUAUCAUUUCGUUCCGCCAACUGAGGGAGGAGGUAUUUGGUCAGCUGGAAAACGUAGAACAGAUUUCUGGAAUCAAAUGGGCCAGAUUCCCAGAGCUCAAUAAGCUAUUGAAGGGACAUCGUAAAGGGGAGCUGACUGUGUUUACAGGCCCUACUGGAAGUGGCAAAACCACAUUCAUCAGCGAGUAUGCCCUGGAUUUAUGUAUCCAAGGAGUCAGCACCUUGUGGGGAAGCUUUGAAAUCAACAAUGUGCGUCUGGCCAAGCUUAUGCUGACGCAGUUCUCUCUUCUGAGACUGGAGGAACAGUUGGACAAAUACGACGAGUGGGCUGAUCGGUUUGAGGACCUACCGCUUUAUUUCAUGACUUUCCACGGGCAACAAAAUAUCAAGUUGGUGUUGGAUACCAUGCAGCAUGCCGUGUACAUGUAUGACAUCAAUCAUGUCAUCAUCGAUAAUCUGCAGUUUAUGAUGGGCCAGGAAAACCUCUUUACCGAUAAGUUUGCAGUUCAAGACUACAUGGUUGGUGCCUUCAGGAAGUUCGCCACUGAUAAUAGUUGCCAUGUGACUCUGGUCAUUCACCCCCGGAAAGAAGACGAUGAUAAGGAAUUGCAAACCUCCUCUAUCUUUGGCUCAGCAAAAGCUAGCCAGGAGGCUGAUAACGUUCUCAUACUUCAAGAUCGCAAGCUGGUCUCUGGCCCAGGCAAAAGACACAUUCAAGUUGCCAAGAACAGAUUUGAUGGAGACGUGGGUGUCUUCUCCCUAGAAUUCAACAAAUCUUCCCUUACCUUUUCUACCCAAAAAAACAAAACAAAACUGAGAAAACUCAAUAAAGACAAUGAAAUGCCGUUAGAGAACCCUGCGGAGGAGCUGCCUGUGAGAAAUAAAAAGCAAACGUAGUUCACGUUUUCCGCGAUGGAUCUUCCGUUUUUAGGGCAUUGGACCCAUGAAUACGUAAACAUACGUCGUGGAUCGGAACAUUAAACAAAAGAUGUGAAUUGUGUUACUGCGGGUGUAACAUCCACCAGCGUGUGUUGUAGAUACAUUUCAAAAACCUCCAAAGAUUAAAAGCACUUAACGUUUUAACAUUAUUUUAAUAUUAUUAGACCUCCUCUGUGUGACAAUUCUGGGGUUUAGGUCACAAACAAGAUUUGCUCUCGGAAUCAUUUUCCUUCCAGUCCUGUGCAGCGACAUCCGUUUAAUGGGGCUUUAUUUGUUUAGGUUGAUGAAUAGGUUGUGUUUCAGGUCAAUCCACUGGGUUAUAAAGCACAAGAAGAUAGCCUCGUUAAUAGCUCUUUUGUUUCAUAAGAAAAGUUUGGGUUUUGCCAAUCAAUGGAGGAGACCGGUCCUAAACAUAUUCACUAAGUGUGCGGGGAACAGAUGCUGAAUCUACGCCGUUCCUUCUGAUGAAUGCAAUAAUCGGUCGUCUCGGCAGAAGCCCAACACACAAUCCAAAGACUAAUGCUACUG
Spea bombifrons (plains spadefoot toad) is the source of this 2813-nucleotide messenger RNA. It is a transcript of the gene TWNK, whose product is annotated as twinkle mtDNA helicase. Gene Ontology annotation, biological process: mitochondrial DNA replication. Lineage: Eukaryota; Metazoa; Chordata; Amphibia; Anura; Pelobatidae. Gene Ontology annotation, cellular component: mitochondrion. The coding region runs from base 189 to 2243 and encodes 684 amino acids. Gene Ontology annotation, molecular function: 5'-3' DNA helicase activity; single-stranded DNA binding; ATP binding. The transcript is spliced from 5 exons. The record is from RefSeq and is a predicted model, not a curated record.